Mercurialis annua (annual mercury) is the source of this 2485-nucleotide messenger RNA. RefSeq lists its product as uncharacterized. The record is from RefSeq and is a predicted model, not a curated record. Lineage: Eukaryota; Viridiplantae; Streptophyta; Magnoliopsida; Malpighiales; Euphorbiaceae. The coding region runs from base 172 to 984 and encodes 270 amino acids. The transcript has a single exon.
GUUAGUUGUAUUUUUGGAAAGAAGAAGGAAACCCUAACCCAAACUGGAGCGACGCAGUGGAAGAUCUAGCUAUAGUCGGAAACACAAGCGGUUUAAUCUCUCUUCUCGACACGGUCAUCUCAAAACUCAGAGCUGCCCAUCGCAAGCCGUUGAUCUCCGUCCCCUUUUGUAAUGGAUGGUGCGAAAAAAGGCAAGGUUUCAGGGUCAGAUACGGCUGCUUUAUCCGGCAAUGAUUCAAUUCCUGAUGGGUCUUCUACGAAUAAACAUCUGGAGGAAUCAGAUGAUGAUUGGGAAGCUUUAGCAGAUUGUGCAGCUACUGAAUUAAUCUCCUCUCCAGAGUUACCCACCGUAUCCAAUCUCUCACUGGAAGAAGAAGCUACUGUUCAAGUCCCCAAGCGUCGCGGAAGAGGAACAUUCUCAUAUAAACAAGACAAACUCUACAGUGAUCGCCAAUCUGACGUGUCUUUAUCCGAUGAGACAGAGGAGGAGGAAGAAUCAAGAACGAGUACACAACAAAACCCGGAGUCAAUCUAUUCUAAAUACGGCACGCGCCAUGUUCUUGUUCUGGCUGAUUUUCCGCCCAGUAUGAGAACAAUAGAUCUUGAGAAGUUUUUCCAGGGCUUCACAGAUUAUGGAGUUGUCAUUAGGUGGGUUAAUGAUACAAUGGCGCUUGCUGUGUUCGGGACGCCGUCUGUUGCACUUGAGGCUCGGAAGGGGGUUCGGUUCCCAUUUACGGUUCGAAUUCUUGAUGAGGAUGAUGUCGUUUUGGGUUUGAUUCCGGUUAAAGAUUUGGAACCUCCUCGUCGAAGGCCACCAACAUCGACGAGAACUGCCCAGAGGCUGAUUGCACAAGGAAUGGGAUUGAAGUUGGCAUCUACAGGAUUUGGUUCUAGUGAGCUGAAGACUCAGGAAGAAGCCAGGAAGAAUCGUAUAGCUACGAGGCAAAAAAUGAUUGAGGAUGCUUGGGGUGAUGAUGAGAGCUAAGAUUUCAGGUUUUCUACUUGGAAAUCUUUUAAUCUUCCAAUUAUUGCAUUUUACUUAUUAAUGCGGUACACAUUUAGUUGGAGUUGAACUGUUGAAGUCUUUUAAGUUGUUUUUAGAGCACAUCCCAUUUGUGAUUUUAUAUUACAUGAUUUGAGAAAAAAAUAAUAAUAUUCAUUAUGAAUCGAGGUAUGAGGGUUCGGAUAGGCAAUGGCUUGGAUACUAAUGUUUGGAGUGCCCUGUGGAUUAUGGAUGGGGGACUCAGGUGGAGAGCCCUGUUGGUGAAGAUUUGGCUGAUUCAAAAGUUUGGCAACUCUUUCAACCUGAUGUUAGGAGAUAGGAUAUGGGUGUUAUAACUUUUUCUUGAUUUGUUUAGUGAGACAGCUUGAACUUGCAUUGUAAGCAUUCCUCUGAGUUUUCUGGAUACCAGAGAUGCUUGGUGUUGGAAGUUUGAUGCAAAGGGGUUGUUCUCGGUGAAGUCGUGUUAUAGGGCCUUGAGAAGAGAAGUUACUGGCGUAGAUUCUGACCUGUGGAAAAAGGUUUGGCAGCUAGAUGUCCCGUUGAACAUGAAGAAUUUUAUUUGGAGAAGUUGCUCCGGUUUCAUUCCUAUGGCGGAUGCUUUGGCUUGAACCAAGGUUUUUAUUAAUAACUCUUGUCUAGUGUGUAAUAAGAAUCUAAAAUCAGUUUGUCACCUUCUGUCCACCUGUGAUUUUGCUCUUGAUUGCUGGGAGACAGCAGACCUGGGUUCUUUUGUGAUGCUUGAAUGUUAUCCUAAAGUGUGGUGCUAUAAGUGGCUUGGGGAUUUAGGAAGAGAAGGAUGAGCUUUAGCCGCUGCUUUAUGUUGGCAUCUCUGGAAGAAUUAAAACAAUACUGUAUGGGAGAAUGAUGGCAAUAGUGCAGCAGCGGAGGUUAAUGAGGCUGGGUACAGUCUUCAUGCUUGGCAGUGUGCGAAUUCCAGAGCUGGUGUUUCUUGCGGCCAGCAGGUUAAUGAUGGCGAUGGUGCCAUUACGUGGACUGGUUAAUGACGGUGAUGGUGCCAACACGUGGACUGCUCCUGGUCAUGGCUGGGUUAGAUUAAUGCAGAUGCAGCGACUUUCCAGGAGACCAGCAGCAUAGGAGCAGGGUGUGUUGUUCGCCGUUCGGGAUGAGUUUGGUUUGCCGGGUGUGUUCACUCAUCGUACUGCAGAAAUUAUAGCAAAUAGAGAGGCUUUGAGUUGGCUCCAUGCAGGUUGGUCGAAGCUGAUUAUCGAGUCGGAUGCCCUUGCAGUUAUCAACUAUCUCAGGAAUUCGAAGUCGGAAAGCGGAUAGUUGAUUUUGGACGAUUGCUUAAUAUUGGCAAAACAGCUUGCUAUAAAAUUUUCUUUUGUAAGAUGAUAUGCAAAUAUGGCAGCAUAUUUUUUAGCGCAAGAUGCCCGCUCUCUGAUAGGUUACCGGGUUUGGUUUAACGACUAUUUUGAUUUGUAAAAUGUAACUGUUUCGGAUUUUAGUUAAUAUAUAUUCAAUA